This is a messenger RNA of Penicillium salamii, 1470 nucleotides long. The record is from the annotation of a GenBank genome assembly. NCBI's taxonomy places the organism in Eukaryota, Fungi, Ascomycota, Eurotiomycetes, Eurotiales, Aspergillaceae.
AUGACUACCGAUCGCAAUAUGUCGGAUGGAAGUUUUGAUGAAAAACAAAUUAAUGACCAGGUGAUCUCUGCACCGCCAAGUGAAAACGAUGUUCUAGUUAAAGAUUGGGACGAGGAAGAGUCCGCCGUGAGGCGCAAAAUCGACUUCAUCCUGAUCCCCAUCCUCGCGGUCGCAUUCUUCGCUUUGCAAAUGGAUCGAGGAAACAUCAGUGCCGUGUUGACCUCAUCCAUAACACAGGAUCUGCAUAUAACAACGAACCAAAUUAAUAUUGGAUCCCAGCUGCUCUCAGCGGGUAUUGUGUUAUCCGAAAUCCCAUCGAACAUCAUCAUGCAAAAACUCGGACCGCGUAUCUGGCUCUCUGGUCAGCUUUUUGCAUGGGGAUUGGUCGCCACGUUCCAGGCUUUCGUUCAAUCAUAUGCUGGAUACCUGGUGACGAGGGUGUUGUUGGGUAUUUGUGAAGGUGGCUUCAUCCCUUGUGCGCUGUACUAUCUUUCGACGUGGUACAAGAAAGAUGAAACGAGUCUGCGGACUAGUUUGUUCUUCUAUGGGCAGAUGUUUGCUGCUGCGACAUCGAGUUUGAUUUCAGCUGGGUUGUUGAAGUUGAAUGGGACACAUGGAAUGGAGGGUUGGAGAUGGAUUUUCUUGGUCGAGGGCUUGAUCACACUCUUCAUUGGAAUCAUUUUCACCCUUUUGGUGCCCCCAUCCGCAGGUGAUGGCCGUCCCUUGAUUGCUGCCGGUCGCUGGAGCUACUUCACCGAGCGCGAAUCGCAUAUCAUUCGCAACCGCGUAUUGCUGGAUGAUCCCCGGAAGGCCCGGGGACACAUCCAGAUCACAGGCCGUGAUAUCCUGAAGACCCUCAAGGAACCUCGCAUCAUGCAACACGUUUUCUUGACCCUGGUCGCGAUGACCAGUUUCCAGGGUAUCACGCAGUACAGUCCCAGCAUGAUCAAGUCCCUCGGCUUCGAUGCCGUCAAGGCCAAUGCCCUGAACUCGGUGCCCGUGUACUGCAGCAUGGUGUGGCUGCUCAUUUUGUCAAUUGCUUCCGACAAAACCAAACACCGGGGCCCCUUCGUCCUUAUAUCCAUAACAUGGAACGUGAUCGCAUACGUCUGUCUUCGCACCAGCGAUCCCCACGCCUCACAAUGGCACCGCUACGGCAUCAUCGCCAUUGCAAACGUCUCAUACUGCACAAUGCAUAUUCUCAACAUCGGCUGGUUAUCGUAUUACUGCCGCACACCGCAAGAGCGCAGUGUUGCCAUGGCUCUAGUAGUGAUGGCCGCUAACUGCGCUGGUAUUGCUGGCUCGCAGAUCUUCCGGACAUCCGAUGCGCCGAAAUAUCUCCACGGCCUCACCGCUAGCUCUGCUAUUGCGGGUGUUUCGUGGGUCCUUUGUCUUGCACUUGGUGUGCAGUAUUAUAUCCGUCGACAAAAGGCGGAGUCUUCCGAUGAGGAGCAGACGAAGAAUUCUUAG